CAACAUGAGUUCUUAAAACUGAAAAGCGAGAAGCGGAGAAAAGAAAAAGAAAAUCAAUGCAUACAUAGAAAAUAAGGAUUUACUAACAUAUAUAUAUAUACAUUGACAAUGUAAAAUAUGAUUAUACUACGGGUUUAUUUAGAUUGUAAUAACAAGUUGCCUGCCAUAUUUCUCAUGUUAUUGAUUCCACUUAUUAUGAACAAGUAUUUAUAAUUAUCUUUUCAGUGAUUUUAAUGUAUAAUGGUGUAAAUACUCCGGAAACAAAUAUUGGCAUUUAUAACCUAUUUAACACGUGUUUAACUCAUUUUAUUUGAAUAAGCUAAAUUAAUAUGCCAUCUAAUGGAGUACACAACAACAACAUGAAGACGCAGCAAGAUUAUUCUGAAAAUGACCAGCCUGCCGGCUAAUUUCUCGUCACUUUCAUCAACUUUCCUCUAUUUCUCAAGAUAUUUUCUUUUAGUUUUUACUCAGCCUGCAGUGUGUUCAUUUCCUUCUCUGUUCUCCAUUUGUCUUCUGUUUGUUGGAUUUGAUCAAGAAUUCAUGACCUUGUCUUGAAUAUGUCACAAUUCGUAGUCGGUUAGGUUAAGUUUCUAAAAUCUAUUUAUUUCGAAAAGUGACUUUUAGUCAGAAGUGUUUUCUAAAGAAGUACUUUUAGAGCUUAGAAGUUUAUGUUUGGCUAAUCAGUUUGAAAAACACUUUUGUUAAUAUUAGAGCAACAACUUGGCCAAGUUACCAAAAGUCUUCCGGAAAAAAGCUACCGUUUUCGGCUUCUAUUAUUACUCAAAAGAACUUAUUUAUUCCUAAAACCUCGGCCAAACACCUCUCUGACUUUUAGCUUCCCAAAAGCUUGACUAAACGGGCUAUCAGGCAUCAAGAUAAUUAUAACUAUUUGAGAAACUUGAAAAGAUAUUGCAGCUUAUGGGGUGUGCUCAAGCAAAACCUGCGAUGGAUUCGCCGCCUCGGGGAUUAGAGAAGUUGAAGUUGGAGAAUGGAUAUGCUGCUAGAGGUGAUCAACAAGUUAGGCCAAGGAGGUCUACUGGACAGAGGCUUGAUCAGCCAAAGGAGAAAAAUAUUCCUGAUUAUGGUGAUGAUAGGAGACUACUGAGUGAUGGAAAAAGAGAUAUAAUUAAUGAAAGGAAUUUGGUGAUCACAAGUGAAGGGGAGACAAAAACUAAUAGUAGUGACAGUGGUCUUGUAGCUGAUGUUCCUAGGAAAAUUAGCAAGACAAUAACUGAGGAUGAAGAGUUAAUAGAUGGAUGGCCAAAAUGGCUAGUUGAUAAUAUUCCAAGAGAAGUUCUGGCUGGUUUAGUCCCAAAAUGUGCUGAUUCUUAUGACAAAAUUGACAAGGUAGGUUCAGGGACUUAUAGCAACGUGUAUAAAGCGCGAGAUAGGGAUACUGGGAAGAUUGUGGCCUUAAAGAAAGUUCGUUUUGAUACCUCGGAACCGGAGAGUAUAAAGUUCAUGGCACGAGAGAUUAGGAUCUUGCAGAAAUUGGACCAUCCAAAUAUCAUAAAGCUUGAAGGGCUGGCUACUUCCAGAAUGCAAUAUAGUCUUUAUAUAGUUUUCGAAUACAUGCAAUCUGAUCUCACCAGCAUAAUAUCUCGGGCUGAUAUGAGGCUCAAUGAAGCACAGAUAAAGUGUUAUAUGCAGCAGCUGCUCUUGGGGCUGCAGCAUUGCCACGAGAGGGGUAUUUUGCACCGAGAUAUUAAGGGAUCUAAUUUGUUGAUUGACAAAGAUGGGAUGCUAAAAAUUGCUGAUUUUGGACUUGCAAACUUCUUCAAUACUGGAAAAAAGCGUCCUCUUACAAGUCGAGUUGUCACACUUUGGUAUAGAGCUCCAGAGUUGUUACUAGGUGCUACAGAUUAUGGGAUAGGUAUUGAUCUUUGGAGUGCAGGCUGCCUCAUGGCUGAAAUGCUUGCAGGCCGGCCUAUUCUGCCUGGUCGCACUGAGGUGGAGCAGCUACACAAGAUAUUCAAGCUGUGUGGUACACCUUCAGAAGACUACUGGAGGAAAACAAAACUUUCAACUACCUUCAGGCCACCAUAUACCUACAGGUCUAGCAAGAAAGAAGCUUUCAGGCACUUUCCUGUAUCUUCUUGGAGGCUCCUAAAUGUUCUUCUUGCGCUAGAUCCUGCAAAUCGCAGUUCUGCUGGUUUAGCUCUCCAAGACGAGUUCUUUCAUUCAAGUCCCUUGGCAUGUGAACUCUCGGAGCUGCCUGUAGUCUAUAAGGAGGAUCCUGAGGCAGUGUUAAAGCUUGAGAGGAGAAGGCACAGGACUCGACAACGCUCUCAAUCACAAAAGGAACGCAAAAAGAAAGUAAUAGAUUCGGAGGAAACAAAACCAGAUACUGGUGGCUCUAAUGAGGAGCCAAUAAAGAGUAGAAUUUCAACAGUCAUUAGCCUACUAGAGCCAGGAAGUAGCACUACUACUACUACAACAAGCACAUCCUCAAGUACUUCAAAGCCAACUGAGAAAGUAGAGAGUCCUCAGGGUUCACCAAGAAGUACUGAAUCUCAUCCUGAUGCUACUAGGAACAUCAAGAAUAAUAGACCUCCAUUGCCAAAUGCUAGAAGAAGCAGAGCUAGUAAGUUCAGCAGCAGCAACAACAACAAGGAGGCGAUGAACAAAUUGAGUAAAGUCCAAAGGUCUCAAUCCACCAAACAUUUCCGAGAUCUUGAUAAUAAAAAAUUCCAUAAGCUUCAUGAUCUUGUUGACUAAAUCGCUUACAACAUGUUAAAUUACGCUGAUAGUGUAAAAGUUCUUUAUACUGCCAGUGUACAUAAGUCUUUUCUUCUAAGAUUUGGCUGGCAACUUAACGAUCGGGUAAAUAAAUUGUGGUCUAUGUUAACCGUUACGCAUUCCAUUGGUGUAUUAUGAAACAAGACACAUUGUCUAAUAAACAAGUAUUUUGAGGUUAUGCUAUUCUUAAACAUCAGAGUAUUAGACAGAUAAAGACCUGCAAAAAAAUAGUUUUUGACUUUACAUUUUCAACAAUGUGUUUUUUUAAAUAUCUGAUUGUAAAAUGCUAUGCCGCAGUUUCACAUAUAGGGAGUUCCGAACAAAUUAAUGUAAAUUCAAACUUUGCAACACUUGGCCUAGUUCUAUUGAAGUAGCCUGUCCACA
Lycium barbarum (goji berry) is the source of this 3123-nucleotide messenger RNA. Its product is annotated as probable serine/threonine-protein kinase At1g54610. Gene Ontology annotation, molecular function: ATP binding; cyclin-dependent protein serine/threonine kinase activity; RNA polymerase II CTD heptapeptide repeat kinase activity. Gene Ontology annotation, cellular component: cyclin-dependent protein kinase holoenzyme complex; nucleus. Gene Ontology annotation, biological process: positive regulation of transcription elongation by RNA polymerase II; protein phosphorylation. NCBI's taxonomy places the organism in Eukaryota, Viridiplantae, Streptophyta, Magnoliopsida, Solanales, Solanaceae. Bases 919 to 2718 code for a protein of 599 amino acids. The record is from RefSeq and is a predicted model, not a curated record. The transcript has 7 exons.